AUGUUGCGUCACAAGCAAGCUUCCCAGAAUUUUAAGGGCACGCCCAUCGUCCAUCUCUACAAGCGGAAAGAGAACCGACAACUCUGUGACAAUCGUAGAGGAACCUCACUGUUCAGUAUUGUUGGAAAGAUCUUUGCUCGCAUCCUCUUCAAUAGUUUAAAUGGCUAUCUGGGACACGGACUUCUUCUAGAAAGCCAGUGGGACUUCCGACGGAAUCGCGAAACGACCGACUUGAUGUUUGCGGCCUGGCUACUGCAGGAGAAGUGCCAGGAGAUUCAGGUCCACUUCUACGCUAUCUUCGUGGACCCGAAGAACGUCUUUGGAACGAUGAAUCGUGAUGGAAUCAGGAAAAUAAUGCAGAAAUUCAGGUGUUCCGAAUAAGUCUCACACGGCGGGAUGAUAAUGCAUGUCACUCACAAUGAGACGAUCUAAGAAGCAUUGGCAAUGGCCAAUGGAGUGAAGUGGGGCUGCGUACUCGUUUCUACCCUCUUCAGUUUGUGUCCUCUGCAUUACUCCCGGACGCUUGUCGUGAUGAGCGCCCUGGGAUCAGCGUCGUCUACAAGAGCGACGGCCAGCUUAUCAACGCCCGACAAAUGCAAACUUCCACGGGGACCGCAACAACCACUGCUCGUAAACCGCUCUUCACGGACGACAGCACAUCCAAAGACACGGCGGAAGCAGCCAUGCAAAGAAGCAUGGACCUCUUCGCCUUCGGCUGCGCAAACUUCGGGCUCGCCAUCAACACGGACAGAACGGUGGUCAUAUAA
Messenger RNA from Spirometra erinaceieuropaei, 767 nucleotides. Lineage: Eukaryota; Metazoa; Platyhelminthes; Cestoda; Diphyllobothriidea; Diphyllobothriidae. The record is from the annotation of a GenBank genome assembly.